This is a messenger RNA of Ceraceosorus guamensis, 906 nucleotides long. RefSeq lists its product as hypothetical. The record is from RefSeq and is a predicted model, not a curated record. Lineage: Eukaryota; Fungi; Basidiomycota; Exobasidiomycetes; Ceraceosorales; Ceraceosoraceae. Bases 144 to 731 code for a protein of 195 amino acids. Gene Ontology annotation, molecular function: DNA-directed DNA polymerase activity. Gene Ontology annotation, biological process: DNA synthesis involved in DNA repair; DNA-templated DNA replication. The transcript has 3 exons. Gene Ontology annotation, cellular component: delta DNA polymerase complex.
AUGUGAAUCGAGCGUGACCAUCAUCACCACCAAUCCAUCGAUCGAGCAUUCGCGCGAGACACAUCCACAACGUUGCCCGCUCGCCCGCUCGCCCGCGAAACCCAUUCACACACCACUGCUCGCGCGCGCUCCCCCCGCUCGCCAUGCCUCCUCGCAGGGCAAAUUCGGCCGCUACGGGUGGAACACGUUUCGGCACCGCAUCCAAAGCGCGCAGCAGUUCCAGCAGUCAAGCAGCAGCAGCAGCGGCAGCAGGAGGAGGCAAGAGUAGCACCAAGUCAGCAACAAAUGCGGUGAUCAGCGCAGCCAAGGGCAAGGCGGGCAAGGGCGCCGGGAGUGCACGCGCUGGGAGUGCAGAGAUGGACACGACUAGUUCGGAUAAACAGAGGAGCUUUUCGAAUUUGGAAUUGGAAAAGGUCAAGGAUCUGCCUCACCUCGAUGUGGACGAUCCCGUGUAUGACCAGCUUUGGAUGGAGACGAGGAGGAAAUUGGGAAUGCCAGCCAUGAAGCCUAUUCACGUAGAAAAGGAUUCUCGAGUGCAAAUGAUGCUGCGCACAUUCGAUUUCGAUCCUCUUUUCGGCCCGGCACUAGGCAUGACCCGCUUGCAGAGAUGGCAGAGGGCACACAAUUUGGGCGACGAGCCGCCAGAAGAGAUCAGACAUAUGCUCUCGACCAAAGAGGGCGUACUCUGGCCCGAACUUCGAGAGCCGGUCUUGGCAGGUAUGGGCGUGUAGGGCCGGGGGGGAGAGGGGGCUGCUGUGUGUGGGCGUGUAUGCGGGCGUGCCGGCGCGGAGGACUUCGAUGGAUGCGUGCCGUGACGCCAUCACACGCGCCCGCGACACCAUCUCGACUUGCACACGCGCGCACUGCCAGCGUGUAUCUUGGAAUACAUGAGUGCGACCGUGAGAA